Messenger RNA from Ornithorhynchus anatinus (platypus), 3739 nucleotides. RefSeq names its product ring finger and SPRY domain containing 1 (gene RSPRY1). The coding region runs from base 581 to 2305 and encodes 574 amino acids. Gene Ontology annotation, cellular component: cytoplasm. The transcript is spliced from 17 exons. Lineage: Eukaryota; Metazoa; Chordata; Mammalia; Monotremata; Ornithorhynchidae. Gene Ontology annotation, molecular function: ubiquitin-protein transferase activity; protein binding. The record is from RefSeq and is a predicted model, not a curated record.
GGGAAGGGCCGAGCGCGGAAUGGCAGGGCCGGGCCGGCGCGUCCAUCUUUAUAGCGCGCACCGAGCUGUCACAAAGGGGUCGCCGCAGCGCCCGCCACCCGGGGACCCGAUCCGAUGAGGAACUGAGGCACAGAGAAGUGAAGUGACUUACUUGCCCAAGGUCACACAGCAGACAAGCAGCAGAGCCGGGAUUAGGCCUUCCAGGCUGAGUCUCUUUCCACUAGGCCAUGCUGCUUCUCGCGGCUUUCUUCCAACACAUCCCUGGACACAUGUUUGCUGAAUAAUUUCUGUGUCAUCGACCUCAUUCUUUCAGCGCCCUGACCGCUCACUAAUGGGGAUAACCUGCAGCAGAAUUUUGGCCAGUUUUCCCAUCCAAGCUUUGGAGAUAUGGUUUCCAACUGAGUUCUUUCACCCUGCCUGUGCUUCUACCCUAUCCAGGCCUGCUUCCGAAUGCCCCAGAUCAAUUUUAGCCAAUAAUGUUGGCACCCGACUCUUCCAUCUCAUCUCCAUUCCACGGCGUGAAAACGAUGCAAAAACCUCAAUUCAAGAUCCCGGAAACAGUCCUCCGAAAACUUUCUAAAUGAUCGUCAUUGCUCUGGUUGUGUUCUAUGCUAGCAGAAGCCUGCUCCCAGGUUUCCUGCUGUCGCUAGAGCAGCACGUGGCCAGCUUGCUGGGAACCCCCGGGACCCCAAACAUGGGCAACUCUUGCAUUUGCCGGGACGAUAGCGCCGAGGAUAACGCCGACCCCCGCCAUCAGCAGACGGAGAACAGCGUCCUACCGGCGGCCGAAACCAGGAGCCACCUGAGGGACCCUGUGAGGCCACCCAGGAGGGGGAGGGGACCUCAUGAACCCAGAAGGAAAAAGCAAAACGUGGAUGGGUUGGUGCUGGACACUUUGGCAGUAAUCAGGACGCUUGUAGAUAAUGACCAGGAACCUCCCUAUUCAAUGAUCACAUUGCACGAAAUGGCAGAAACAGAUGAAGGAUGGUUGGAAGUUGUCCAGUCUUUAAUUAGAGUUAUACCGUUAGAAGAUCCACUGGGACCAGCUGUUAUAACGUUACUACUGGAUGAGUGUCCUUUGCCUACUAAAGAUGCUCUGCAGAAGUUGACCGAAAUUCUAAAUUUAAAUGGAAAUGUUGCCUGCCAGGAUGCAAGUCACCCUGCCAAACACCGUAACACAACUGCAGUUCUAGGAUGCUUAGCUGAGAAACUGGCAGGUCCUGCAAGUAUAAGCUUACUUAGCCCAGGAAUUUUGGAAUAUUUGCUUCAGAGUCUGAAUUUCCAGUCCCAUCCUACAGUAAUGCUUUUUGCACUAAUCGCAUUGGAAAAGUUUGCACAAACAAGUGAAAAUAAAAUGACUGUUUCUGAAUCCUGUAUCAGUGACCGGCUUGUCAUGUUGGAGACUUGGGCAGAUAACCCUGACUACCUGAAACGCCAAGUUGGUUUCUGUGCUCAGUGGAGUUUAGACAAUCUCUUUUUAAAAGAAGGCAGGCGAUUCACAUAUGAAAAGGUUGAUUUGAUUACAAUAAAGGCCAUGUUAAAUAGCAAUGAUGUUAGUGAAUACCUGAAGAUCUCACCACAUGGACUGGAGGCUCGCUGUGAUGCCUCUUCUUUUGAAAGUGUGCGCUGCACUUUCUGUGUUGAUUCUGGGGUUUGGUAUUAUGAAGUCACAGUGAUCACUUCAGGAGUAAUGCAGAUCGGCUGGGCCACCAAGGACAGCAAAUUUCUUAAUCAUGAAGGUUACGGAAUAGGGGAUGAUGAAUACUCCUGCGCGUAUGAUGGCUGCCGGCAGCUGAUCUGGUAUAAUGCCCGAAGUAAACCACAUUCCCACCCCUGCUGGAAAGAAGGAGACACAAUAGGAUUUUUAUUAGACUUGCAAGAAAAGCAAAUGGUCUUCUGCUUAAAUGGUAACCAACUUCCUUCUGAAAAGCAAGUCUUUUCGUCGGCUGUAUCUGGCUUUUUUGCCGCAGCUAGCUUCAUGUCAUAUCAACAGUGUGAGUUCAAUUUUGGAGCAAAACCAUUCAAAUUCCCACCACCUAUUAAAUUUAGCACUUUUAAUGACUACGCUUUCUUAUCGCCAGAAGAAAAAAUAAUUCUGCCAAGACACCGGCGCCUGGCUCUAUUGAAGCAAGUUAGUAUUCGAGAAAACUGCUGCUCACUUUGUUGUGAUGAAGUAGCAGAUACUGAACUCAAACCUUGUGGACAUAGUGACCUGUGCAUGGACUGUGCCUUGCAACUGGAGAACUGCCCAUUAUGUCGACAAGAAAUAGUGACUAGGGUCAGACAGAUCUCUCAUAUUUCAUGACACACGUGGAGAAGCUUCAUGGACUUAAUUUCUUAUCAAUUCCAGCUGACGGCAUAAGGAACAAGGACCUCUCACCAGUCGUACGGACAUCCAAACUCUAACCAUGGCCAGAUCGAAAGCUAAGCAGCAGUUUGUCUGAUUUCAGGCAAAAUUCUAGAAUCCUUUAACUCAACUCGGUCCGGGAAAUUACUUUUUUUUUUCUUUCAAAUUAAGGGAGAGCCAUAUGCUCUGGCUGACUAAAGACUAAAUCUUGUCUCCAAGAAGACAAAAGGAGACAGCCUUCAAAAAGGGCUGAAAUGGAAUUUUUGCACUGGAAUUACAUGUGGAACACAUUCGAUUGUCCUAAAUCCAGAUGAGCUGUCCCUAACUCUGAAUUCUUUAUUUUUGGCAGACGUUAAUAAGGAGAAGUGAUUUGCCGGUGUUUCUUGGUUUAAGUAUAGCUUCCUGCUGGUCAGAGACUGUAUGUUGACUGCAAGAUUUGAAUCUGUAAAAUGUAAACACGUCUUACCUGCAAGUUACAUGAAGGACCUGGAAGAAAGUGCACAGACUAUAGAGGAAAAAUCCCAACUUUUUGAUAACUCAGUGAUUCCAAAGAACAUCCUAAUUUUUUUUUAACUACGGAAGAUUGGUGGUAUUUUCACAUUCAUAGUGUUUUUAGCCAAUUUCGGUACCCACAUUUUGUGAAAGAAAUAAUGUUUUACUGAUGCAGGUGGAAUUCUACAAUAAUAGCAAUGCUGGACUGAAGAAAAUUUCAUAUUUAGGGUAUUUUUUAAAGAUACCAUCAAUCAGUUUUUUUUUAAUCUAUUGUUUUUGCAAGCAAUGUACCUUUGAAACUUUUGAAUACUCAAGGCCUGGAAAAGGAUUUUGAGAAAGUAUUGAUAUUGUUUUAAAUAAAUUCAUGUUAUUUGAAUAGUAAAUUCAAUCAUGAAUUGUUGACUGUCUUCAUGAGAAAGUAUAUCCCCCAGAGUUUCUUCAGUUAAAAUCAGAACAGUGAAAAGUAGAAGUGUAAAUUGAGAGCCCUUACUUUUUACAAGGUUUUAUCUCAUCAGUUGACUUUUAUUUUACAGCAACUACUUACUGAAAUUAUGCUUAAACAGAGUCUUUUGAGUUUUACAAUGUCUUAAAUUUUCUGCACAUUUUUUUCUUCCCACUGAUUUAAAAAAAAAAAAAAGAUUCCAACGAGUUUAACUUCAUUUCAAAAGAAAACGUCAUUUUUUCCCCUUUCCUACCACUUCCCCUCUGUAAAGUUAUAGUAACAACUGAAACCUCUGUCAUGAGAGAGUUGAUUUCGUUCCUGACUGUACUGUAAGCUGUUGGUUUGAUGUCUUCAGGCUUCCAUAAAUUCUAAGGAUUAAUGCUCUUCCUUUCAGGUCUUAGUUUGUGCUGAAUACAGUAAUUUUCAUUGAAUAAACAACUUGUUGGCAUUUUUGUUCA